Molecule: messenger RNA, 762 nt
Organism: Saccostrea cuccullata (small rock oyster)
Lineage: Eukaryota; Metazoa; Mollusca; Bivalvia; Ostreida; Ostreidae
Exons: 1
Coding region: 1-696 (231 amino acids)
Source: RefSeq, a predicted model, not a curated record
AUGGUAGAUGCUCCGGUUUUAAGUCAAUCCCGUAACAUUACAUCACCCGCCAUGGAACAGUUUGAGGAAAGAGUCAACCGAUACGUCUUCAUAUUGGGUAACAUAAAAAGGGACAUUGACUCCAUUAUAAUGGACAUGGAAGAAAAUCCAGUUAUGAACUUUGAUCGUGCAAAGACUUACAAAGUUUCCCUAAACAAAUACAUGUUGCAAUAUGAAAAGGCCUCCGCGGAAUAUGCAACAUUUCUACAAAAUCAGCGCCACGAAACCAGUAGGAGAGAGGAAGCGUCCAGGUCCAUCAUUGCUACUUCACUACACGAAAAGGUGACAGCAGUGUUAAAACAAUCGAACUCUAUAUUACCUGAUACAAGAUCAGAUAAGUCUCAAUCUCUAUACAGUCACGGAUCCUUAUCUUCACAUCUCACAUCGGUAGUAUUGCAGCACACCGCAAAGGUUGAAGAGGCACGGAUGAAAUUAAAGUAUGCAGAGGAAGAAGUGGAGCUGCUUAGAAAAGAAGCGGAGAUCAAGGCAGCCCAGUGUCUGCUUUCAGUCAAGAAAGAGCUCGAGGCAGCCCAAUCAAGUCUAACGGCCAUAAAGAAAUGUCUUGAAUAUGACUCUCUUGGAGAAAGCUACAUACCACACUGUGAAAAUGACAUAGGUGAAGAUGAUCAGCAUGAAACACAAUUCUUACACCGCUGAGCAGUCCAAAUAUCAAAAUCAGUGUGACUAUACAGAGAAGCCAAGAGAAUUUAUGAAGAAUUUUAC